UGUCCGCGCCGCCGCGAUGCAGCUGGGGGAGCAGCUCCUGCCUGGCGGCCCUUUCUACCGCAGCGGCGCAGGCUCGCCCCCGCUGGACAAGGGCGCCAAGAAGUUGGGCGGCGCGAUGCUGGAGGCCGAGGCGGGCUCCUUCGCGGGCGCCAAGGCGGACGGGCGCAAGGGCGCGGCGGGCGGCGAGGAGGAGCUGGGCGCGGGCGCGGCGCGGUACUCGCUGGACGGGCUCAGCCCCGAGCGCUACUACCUGCCGUCCCCGGGGCCGCCGGGCGCCGAGCUAGGCGCGCCCUGCUCGCUCUUCCCCUACCCGGCGGCGGCGGCGCAGCACGGCCCCGUGUACCAGGCGCCGGGCGGGGGCCGCUACCCCUACGGCUCCGUGCUGCCCCCGGCCGGCUUCCCCGCCGCCGCCGCCGUCUGCCCGCCCGGCGCCCGGCCGCAGUUCGGGGCCGCGGGCAGCGCGGGCGGCGCCUACCAGUACGGCCAGGGCGGGCCCCCCGCCGGCCUGUACGGGCCCUACCCGGCGGCCGGCGCCUGCGGCGGGCUGGGCGCUCUCGGCGUGGCCGGCGCGGCCGCGGGGCUCCGCGCCCAGGUCUUCCUCUGCAACCGGCCGCUCUGGCUCAAGUUCCACCGGCACCAGACCGAGAUGAUCAUCACCAAGCAGGGCAGGCGCAUGUUUCCCUUCUUGAGCUUCAACAUCACGGGCCUGAACCCCACGGCCCACUACAACGUGUUCGUGGAGGUGGUGCUGGCCGACCCCAACCACUGGCGCUUCCAGGGGGGCAAGUGGGUGACGUGCGGCAAGGCGGACAACAACAUGCAAGGUAACAAGGUGUAUGUUCACCCUGAAUCCCCCAACACUGGAGCUCACUGGAUGAGGCAGGAGAUCUCCUUCGGGAAACUGAAGCUGACCAAUAAUAAAGGUGCCAACAACAACAAUGCCCAGAUGAUAGUGCUGCAGUCUCUACACAAAUACCAGCCGAGACUUCAUAUUGUAGAAGUGACUGAAGAUGGAGUCGAAGAUCUCAAUGACUCUUCAAAAACUCAGACAUUUAUUUUCCCGGAAACACAGUUCAUAGCAGUUACUGCAUAUCAGAAUACUGAUAUCACCCAGCUUAAGAUUGACCAUAACCCUUUUGCAAAAGGCUUCAGGGACAACUAUGAUUCCAUGUACACAGCUUCAGAAAAUGACAGGUUAACUCCAUCUCCCACGGAUUCUCCUAGAUCCCACCAGAUUGUCCCAGGAGCCCGGUACAGUGUGCAGCCAUUCUUCCAGGAACAGUUUGUCAACAACCUACCACCAGCCAGAUUUUACAAUGGUGAGAGAACAGUACCUCAGACAAAUGGCUUGCUCUCGCCCCAGCAAAAUGAAGAAGUGGCCAAUCCCCCCCAGAGGUGGUUUGUUACUCCUGUGCAGCAGCCUGGUGCCAACAAACUGGACAUGAACUCUUACGAAUCAGAGUAUUCGCCAAGCACCUUGCUCCCGUAUGGCAUUAAAUCGCUUCCCCUUCAGACAUCCCAUGCAUUGGGAUACUAUCCUGAUCCAACGUUUUCAUCUAUGGCAGGGUGGGGAAGCAGAGCCUCCUAUCAGAGAAAAGUGACAUGGACUUCCCGAACAAGUCCUUCAGGCUUCUCUGAAGAUCAGCUUUCCAAAGAGAAAGUUAAAGAAGAAAUUGGCUCAUCCUGGAUAGAGACCCCACCUUCCAUAAAGUCUCUAGAUUCAAAUGAUUCAGGGGUCUACACGGGUGCUUGUAAGAGAAGACGACUCUCCCCUAGCACUUCUAGCAAUGAAAACUCUCCUACAAUGAAAUGUGAGGACAUUAAUGCUGAGGACUAUGGCAAAGACACUUCAAAAGGCAUGGGCUACUAUGCUUUCUAUACUAGUUCUUAAACUUUUUAUCCUGUCCAGCCAAAUUUUCAGGGUGGCCUUUUGCAUUAAAAUUGCCAAAAAGACUCUUGCCUUCCACCUUGAAUUGUUUUGUGCAAUUCUAUAGAAGGUGCCAAAGCUUUUUGACUGCUGCAGGGAGGGAAGGAUAACAUAACUUGACUAAUAAUUUUAGGAUGAAGUGCAAGGGGCUGUUGUAAGGAUCCUGGCUUUUUACAAUGUGGCUUAUUUAUUGGAGACACUAAAGUGUGUAGUUUGGCUGGCCCGGCAGCCAACGGGUAAGUGCUGUGCACUACCAAAUGGGAGAUGGGGGGGGGGUGGAUCCUAAACUUUUUUUUCUAGGUCUCUUGAGCAAGAAGGGGCUCUGAGUUGCUGCAUGGGUGCUACUUCUCUGCUUGUAGCAGAGCAGGCCCCAUUCCAAUGGUACCUGCACGCUUGGUCAGAAACAUCUAACAGUUGGAGUGGCUUGGGCAGACAGCAGCUGAGCCAUGGAAGGAAUAAAACCCUUCGGGGAAGGGGUUGAUGUGAAUGCCCUGUUGCCCAGGCCCUGGUUCUGAUGACCAAAUCUACCUUUUUCCUUGUCUAGGAUAGGAUGAACAGACUCUAAAAAUUCUGGAUGUGGAAGCUAUGAGGAUCUUCAUAGAGGUGGCCAAAAAAUUGUACAGCUGUGGUUUUUUAUGUUUUGUUUUUUUUUUUCUUUUGCCUAAGUACACUGUGGAAUAUUGUAUAAAUAAUCUACAUAUAGAAGUCUCGUGGGCUCAGCAGAAGUUGGUGCUUUUUGAAGUUCUUGUUUUUGGGGUUGUGUUUUUAAAAACAAGGCAACUCCCCCCCCCCCCCCCUUAGACAAUUGGAGCAUUAAAAUGGGUCACGGAGAGGUUCAGCAGCAGCGUAUCCAUUUAUGUGCAAGUAAAGUGACUUUCUUUUUCAGCUACCCCCUAUUACUUUGAAAGUGCAACUUCUCUACCCACUCUGUUUGAAGACAGAAAGAAAGAAGGAAAAAAAAAAAGAG
Messenger RNA from Alligator mississippiensis (American alligator), 2894 nucleotides. RefSeq names its product eomesodermin (gene EOMES). The record is from RefSeq and is a predicted model, not a curated record. Bases 17 to 1891 code for a protein of 624 amino acids. The transcript is spliced from 6 exons. Gene Ontology annotation, molecular function: DNA-binding transcription factor activity, RNA polymerase II-specific; RNA polymerase II cis-regulatory region sequence-specific DNA binding. Gene Ontology annotation, cellular component: nucleus. Gene Ontology annotation, biological process: mesoderm formation; regulation of transcription by RNA polymerase II; CD8-positive, alpha-beta T cell differentiation involved in immune response. Lineage: Eukaryota; Metazoa; Chordata; Crocodylia; Alligatoridae.